CUACAUGCGUUUACAUCACAUGAAGAAGACAGCUGCGUUCUGUUCUGUAAUAAAGCAGUUUUGUUUUGCACCUACUUCAUUUGGAGCAAGCGUCUCCGAACCACAGCCUGUCUGUUCUACAUACAACAAAGAUGUUCAGUGCAACAGUUUUGUAAAAAAAUAGAAUGUCAAAAAGGAGGAGUGAUCCAGACCCAUGCAGAAUGAAACAUGAAGAUAUUGAGGAACAAAGAGACCUUCAGUGAGGAAAAGCCAUUUACUUUCCGUUUUAAGGUAAGAAACGACGUUUUAAUGUCACGAACAGGCAAUAUGGUUUAAUAAUUUGUAAAUAUAAUGUCAUAUAUGUUAUUAAAUUUUUUUUUGUGAAAUAUUCAACUGUACCUGUCAAAAUGAUUUGCAGCAUCCUGCUUACUGUGUGUUAUUAGUUUUGAGCGGUUGUUAUCUGGAAAUAACGAACCUGCAAAUGUUGCGACAUUUGAAUCAAGCAUUCCAACGAGCCGAGAAGUAUAGCACGUAUCUAAUAUUUUGUUAUUAUUUUAUGUUUGUUAUAUGGAAAUGACAUAAGAAAAUCAAAAACAUCAGAAUGUAAUCUAUAAUAUUAAAAACAUCGUUCUUUUGAUGCAUUUCAGAUUUGUUGAAGGAUGAAAGUGAUGAACUGAAUGAAGUGAAGAAGAAACAUCUGAAUCCUGAAAUGCUAGAAAUGGCCUCUAGUAGUUUGCAGGAACAGAAGAUUUUCUUUCCGAAAAGAAAUAAAAAAACAGAAUCAGGCACGUCUUUCAACUGUCCUCAGUGUGGAAAGAGUUUUAAACAUAAACAUCAUCUUGAGGGGCACAUGAGAAUUCACACUGGAGAGCGCCCAUACACAUGUCCUCAGUGUGGAAAAAGUUUCACACACAAACAUCAUCUUGUGGUGCACAUAAAAAUUCACACUGGAGUGCAGCCAUACUCAUGUCCUCAGUGUGGAAAGAGUUUUAUACGAAAAUCAAGCCUUCAAGGGCACAUGAGAAUUCACACUGGAGAGCGCCCAUACACAUGUCCCCAGUGUGGAAAGAGUGUCAAACACAAAUCAACGCUUGACAGUCACAUGAGAAUUCACACUGGAGAGCGCCCAUACACAUGUCCCCAGUGUGGAAAGAGUGUCAAACACAAAUCAACGCUUGACAGUCACAUGACAAUUCACACUGGAGAGUGCCCAUACACAUGUCCCCAGUGUGGAAAGAGUGUCAAACACAAAUCAACGCUUGACAGUCACAUGAAAAUUCACACUGGAGAGCGUCCAUAUACAUGUUUUCAAUGUGGAAAGAGUUUUAGACUGAAAAGUUGUCUUGAAGUACACAUGAGAAUUCACACUGAAGAGCGCCCAUACAUAUGUCCUCAGUGUGGAAAGAGUUUCAAACACAAACAGAAUCUUGUAGUGCACGUGAGAAUUCACAGUGGAGAGUGCCCUUACGCAUGUCUCCAGUGUGGAAAGAGUUUUAAACACAAAGCAACUCGUGAGGUACACAAGAGAAUUCACACUGAAGAGCGCCCAUACGCAUGUCUUCAGUGUGAAAAGAAUUUCGAACGGAAAUCAAGUCUUGACAGUCACAUGAGAAUUCACACUGAAGAGCGCCCAUACACAUGUCCUCAGUGUGGAAAGAGUUUCACACUCAAACAAAAUCUUGUGGUGCACAUAAAAAUCCACACUGGAGAGCAUCCAUUCUCAUGUCCUCAGUGUGGAAAGAGUUUUAUACGAAAAUCAAGUCUUCAUGGGCACAUGAGCAUUCACACCGGAGAGCAUCCAUAUUCAUGUCUUCAGUGUGGAAAGGGAUUUGUACAGAAAUCAAAUCUUGAGGCACAUAAGAACAUUCACACUGGAGUGCGCCCUUACACAUGUCCUCAGUGUGGAAAGAGUUUCAUACAAAAAUCUAAUCUUAAAAUACAUGUGAAAAUUCACACUGGAGAGCAUCCAUAUUCAUGUCUUCAGUGUGGAAAGGGAUUUGUACAGAAAUCAAGUCUUGAAGCACAUAUGAGAAUUCACACUGGAGCGCGCCCACACACAUGUCCUCAGUGUAGAAAGAGUUUUAAACAUAAACAUCAUCUUGAGGGACACACGAAAAGUCACACUGGAGAGCACCCAUACACAUGUCCGCAGUGUGGAAAGAGUUUCAUACAAAAAUCUAGUCUUGACUGGCAUAUAAGAAAUCACACUAGAGAACGCCUAUAAGCAUGUUGGAAAGGGAUUCCAACAGGCACUGUCAAAGAGACCCUGUGACUAGAGACUUUUAAUAUGCCAUAUGAACUGAAACCUGCACUACAUCACAUGUACACAUAUUACAUACAUUUCUGUUUAUGCGCAAAAAAACAUCAAUUAACGUAGAAAUGUUAAUAAUUCCAUGUGUGUAUGCCUUUUGAUGAUGUGUUGUUCUAUUAAUACAAGUGUACAAAUCAAUGUUGACAAAAUGGUUUAUUUUUAUGCUACAUUCAGCUAAUGAGACAAAGACCCAUUGAACACAGGUUGAUAUAUUUAUUUGUUUUGAGGUUUACAUAUAUCGAAUACACAAGCAAACAGUUUGUACUGUACUUACGUAAUGGGUCGUCUUUCCAUGCUAUACGGUCAAAACCGGGACUAUAUAAAUGUCAUCAUUUAACUCUCCCCUUCCAUUAAAAGGCGUAGUUCAACUGUUUAGUUCAAUGGGGGAAUGUGUUUGGUGUAAUGUUACUUUUUGUAUUGAAAAUGUUUAAUUUUGCAUCAUCUGUAAUACCUACAGUAUUUGCUUAAAAUGUUUAUGCAAUGCUAAAACACAACUUUUUGUUGCUUCUAUUCCCGGAAUUAUCAUGCAUUCAAAUGACCCCUUUUAUAGUAGGUUUAGUCCUAUUAAAGGAAUAGUUCAACCAAAAAUUAAAAAGGUUGUUCCAAACCUGUAUAAAUGUCUUUGUUCUACUGAACACAAAGGAAGAUAUUUGGAAGAAUUUCAGUAACCAAACAGAACUCAUCCCUCAUUUACUGCCGUAGCAGAUAAAAAAAACUAUUGUACUAUAAUACUAUUGGAGUCAGUAGGGGAUGAGAUCUGUUUGGUUACUAGCUAGUCCUAUACCUGUGAAGUUUAAAGACAGCACCACCUAGCAUUCAUAAGAUUUUUUUAAAUAAAAUUGAUUAUAACUCUUUA
Triplophysa rosa is the source of this 3146-nucleotide messenger RNA. Its product is annotated as gastrula zinc finger protein XlCGF57.1-like. The transcript has 3 exons. NCBI's taxonomy places the organism in Eukaryota, Metazoa, Chordata, Actinopteri, Cypriniformes, Nemacheilidae. The record is from RefSeq and is a predicted model, not a curated record. The coding region runs from base 689 to 2203 and encodes 504 amino acids.